Frieseomelitta varia is the source of this 944-nucleotide messenger RNA. RefSeq names its product 5-formyltetrahydrofolate cyclo-ligase (gene Mthfs). Gene Ontology annotation, cellular component: mitochondrion. Gene Ontology annotation, biological process: folic acid-containing compound biosynthetic process; tetrahydrofolate interconversion. The transcript has 4 exons. Bases 38 to 625 code for a protein of 195 amino acids. Gene Ontology annotation, molecular function: 5-formyltetrahydrofolate cyclo-ligase activity. The record is from RefSeq and is a predicted model, not a curated record. Lineage: Eukaryota; Metazoa; Arthropoda; Insecta; Hymenoptera; Apidae.
AGUUCCUUUUAUGUAAGACAUCAAUACGUGUAAGAAUAUGGCUGGAGUAAAAUCUGCUAAAAGUGCUUUACGUAAAGAAAUGAAAGAUAUCAUUUUACAACUUAGUACUGAAGAAAAACAAAGACAAUCAAGGAUAGUAUUUAAAAAGCUAUGUUCUUUACCACAGUUUCAAGAAAGUAAAAGAAUUUCUUUGUAUCUAAGUACAAAAGAUGAAAUUGAUACAAUUCAAAUGUUAAAAUAUAUAUUUGACAAAAAAAAGGAAGUGUUUGUUCCUAGAUAUAAAGGAAAAGAAAUGGAAAUGAUUAAACUACUUUCAAUGCAAGAUUAUGAAACACUACCAUUAACCAAGUGGAAUAUUAAACAACCAAAUGUUAAUGAACUUAGAGAAAAUGCAUUAGAAACUGGUGGCUUAGAUUUAAUAAUUUUACCAGGUGUUGCAUUUACUGCCAAUGGAAAACGCUUGGGACAUGGGAUGGGUUAUUAUGACAAAUUUUUGGAUUUAUGUAUAAAAACACAACAAAAAAGACCACAUUUAAUUGCAGUGGCAUUUAAUGAACAAUUAUGGGAAGAUAUUCCUACAUCUGAAAAUGAUGUGAUUUUGGAUCUUGUACUUACAGAAAAAUAAUUUAUUAUGAAAAAAAUUUGUUUUUUAUUAAUGGUUUUAACUUAAAUAUAUUUUUAAUAAAUAAUUUUUAAUAAAUAAUUUAAAUAUAAAAAUACAUUAAUUAAUAUAACUUGUGUAUGAUGAAAUUUACAAAUAAAUGAAUACAAAAAAAUGAAUAACUUACCACUGAUAGACCUUUCUUCAAUAUCAACAUAAGUUACUUCAAAUUGCUGCUCUGAGGCAAUUUCUUGCAAAAACUGUACCAAAUUUACAUCCCCAUCAUUCAAACAUGUAUUCUAUAACAAAAAGAAAUAAUGCAAUAAAUUUAAAAAAGUUAAAA